Molecule: messenger RNA, 498 nt
Organism: Gloeophyllum trabeum ATCC 11539
Lineage: Eukaryota; Fungi; Basidiomycota; Agaricomycetes; Gloeophyllales; Gloeophyllaceae
Exons: 2
Coding region: 1-498 (165 amino acids)
Source: RefSeq, a predicted model, not a curated record
AUGGCUGGGAGUGAUCUUUGGCCGAGGGGGAGUAUAAGGAGUUUGAUUCGAUUUUUCAACCUGACUCUGAUGACUCUGACGACUCUGAACCAUCCGCCCAAACCUCUCACUCAUCCUCUGUUCCUUCUACAUCUUCUGGUGAUCGUCAUCCUGAUGAUGAAGAGCCACCACCAACACCUCCUGUUCCUCAGCCUCCUUCUCCUGCUCAUGAUCCUCCAGCACCACCACCACCAGUACCAGCACCUUCUUGCAAGCGUGGUCGUCAACCUGGUCCUCGUCCACCCCCAGUCAGGGCUCAGGGGAGAGCCUUCAGAGGUUCCUGCUGCCACGCCAUCUACCUUGGAUGCAUCUGUCAGCAACUCUCAGGAAGUCAUUCCAGAGACAUCAUCCUUGGUUCUUGUUCAGCGCACUCUUGCGGAAUUUUGGGGCGACUAUGCCUUCAUUCUUUCUGGAGAGGAGCCUCGGAACUAUAAGGAAGCUGUACACCACCAAGUCUAG